GAACAGGAAGAUUGCCCAAGAUGGUGCAGCCUCUGACCAAGAUCAAGAAGGUCAAGAAGUAUGGGAACAAGAAGUUCAACAGGCAUCAGCAUGACCGCAAGAUGGCAGUGAAGCCAUCAUGGAGGAGGCCAAAGGGUAUUGACUCACGGGUGAGGAGGAAAUUCAAGGGAUGCGGCAUUGUCAUGUCCAACAUUGGGUUCGGCAGCAACAAGAAGACCCGCCACGUCCUCCCCAGCGGCUUCUACAAGUUUGUCGUGCACAACACAACGGAGCUGGAGCUCCUCAUGAUGCACAACAGGAGAUAUGCCGCAGAGAUCGCACAUAACGUGUCAGCGCAGAAGCGCAAGGUCAUUGUGGAGCGCGCUCGUGAGCUGAACAUCAAUGUCACCAACGGUGACGCAAAGCUGCGCAGCCAGGAGGACGAGUAGAUGUGCCAGCAUAUGGAGGCAAUUUCCUAGAUUGUACUGGAAGGCAUGAUGUCUAAUCACCAAGCAGCGUACACUGGGUCUGUUGGGACGCUUCAGAUCUCUUCUUUCCACAGUAAUGCACAAUCUGUAAGCUGUCAGGAUGGCUGACAAUUGCAAUAAGAUUCCUAUGGGAUACAAAUGCUGCUGUACUUUCUCUGGCUUCAAAGAGUCUUGCACAAUUUGUAUGCGCAAGCCUUUUGUGAAGAUUCUGCAUACGUGCAUGCCCCUGAAUAGCGUUUGUAUCCAUGAGUUUUAAUUUUACACUUGCAUAUUU
Messenger RNA from Coccomyxa subellipsoidea C-169, 741 nucleotides. Its product is annotated as ribosomal protein L32e. Gene Ontology annotation, cellular component: cytosolic large ribosomal subunit; ribosome. The transcript is spliced from 4 exons. Gene Ontology annotation, molecular function: structural constituent of ribosome. Gene Ontology annotation, biological process: translation. NCBI's taxonomy places the organism in Eukaryota, Viridiplantae, Chlorophyta, Trebouxiophyceae, Coccomyxaceae. The record is from RefSeq and is a predicted model, not a curated record. The coding region runs from base 21 to 428 and encodes 135 amino acids.